This is a messenger RNA of Clarias gariepinus (North African catfish), 5698 nucleotides long. RefSeq names its product chloride channel, voltage-sensitive 5b (gene clcn5b). The record is from RefSeq and is a predicted model, not a curated record. The transcript is spliced from 13 exons. Gene Ontology annotation, cellular component: early endosome; Golgi apparatus; synaptic vesicle. Lineage: Eukaryota; Metazoa; Chordata; Actinopteri; Siluriformes; Clariidae. The coding region runs from base 282 to 2723 and encodes 813 amino acids. Gene Ontology annotation, molecular function: voltage-gated chloride channel activity. Gene Ontology annotation, biological process: chloride transport; transmembrane transport.
ACUUACUUACUUCUGAGGGUUUGUUCCUGUCCGUGCUGUUCUGUUUCACUUCACCUGCUCAUGUGGAAGGACCAUGACAAUGAGACUGUUCCACUAGUGUUAGUGGAGGAACUGGAAACGGGGAAGAGGAUUAGUGGCUCAUCAGCACAUGCACACACACACACACACACACAUCACAAGACAAGUUGUGUCUAAAUGGCAGCUGAAGCUCUAGUGCUCUUGUGAAGGUUUUAAACCCAUUACUUUCUCCUGGAUAAAGAGGUUCUGUGUAAGGCAACUAGAUGGAGAACAGUGGCUUUUACAAUGAUAACUACAGCAACGGAAGCAGUGAUGAUGACCUGGUCGACCUCAGUGCAACUGCUCAGGAUCUCCUCGAAGAUCUGCCCUAUGAUCAGGAGCACAGCCAAGGCUACAGUACAGGAUACAGAGGACAGAACGGCACCACUAAGCUGCUGGAUCUCUUAGACGACGGGUUGCAUGGGGUGGGAUCAUAUGAUGAUUUUAACACCAUUGACUGGGUGAGAGAGAAAUCCAAGGACCGAGACCAUCACAGAGAGAUCAGCAAGAAGAAGAGACAGUCCGUACUGGAUCUUUGCUUGAGUGUAAGCGAUGCUUUCUCGGGCUGGCUGCUCAUGCUCCUCAUUGGCCUCAUGUCUGGAGCCUUAGCUGGAGGUAUAGACAUCGCAGCUCACUGGCUAACAGACCUGAAAGAGGGUGUGUGUCUGAACGGCUUCUGGUUCAACCACGAGCACUGCUGCUGGAACUCCAAAGAGACCACCUUCCAGGAGAGAAACAAAUGUCCAGACUGGAGGAGCUGGGCCGAGCUCACGGUGGGAGUCAACGAGGGGGCGAGUGCCUACGUGGUGAACUAUCUGAUGUACAUGACUUGGGCUCUACUCUUCUCCUAUCUGGCCGUGGUCCUCGUCAGAGCCUUCGCUCCGUACGCCUGCGGCUCAGGAAUCCCUGAGAUAAAGACCAUCCUGAGCGGGUUUAUAAUCCGCGGCUAUUUAGGAAAAUGGACGCUGGGGAUAAAAACCAUCACUCUGGUGCUGGCUGUGUCUUCGGGUCUCAGUCUGGGGAAAGAGGGCCCGCUGGUGCAUGUGGCCUGCUGCUGCGGAAACAUCUUCUGUCAUCUUUUUACCAAGUACCGCAAGAACGAGGCCAAGAGGAGGGAGGUCCUGUCAGCAGCCUCGGCGGUGGGCGUGUCUGUAGCGUUCGGAGCUCCUAUAGGAGGAGUGCUGUUUAGUCUGGAAGAGGUCAGCUAUUACUUCCCUCUAAAGACACUGUGGCGUUCGUUUUUCGCUGCCCUGGUGGCCGCCUUCACCCUGCGCUCCAUCAAUCCCUUUGGCAACAGCCGCCUUGUCCUCUUCUACGUGGAGUUCCACACACCGUGGCACCUGAUGGAGCUCAUCCCUUUUGUUUUGCUUGGGAUUUUUGGCGGCCUGUGGGGGGCGUUUUUCAUCCGUGCCAACAUGGCCUGGUGCAGACGGCGGAAGGACACACGUCUGGGCCACUACCCGGUGUUGGAGGUGGUGCUGGUAACUCUGGCUACAGCACUGUUGGCCUUCCCAAAUGACUAUACACGCAUGAGCGGCAGCCAUCUCAUCUCCGAGCUGUUCAAUGACUGCAGCCUACUCGAUUCCUCGCAGCUAUGUGACUACACCACUCAAGUGAAGGGUGGAUCAACGAACACGAAUUUCAGUCACGUUGCUAACUUCAGUAACAACCUGUCUGACCGAGCAGCUGGGCCUGGAGUGUAUACAGCCAUCUGGCAGCUGGCGCUGGCACUUGUCUUUAAGACGCUGAUUACCGUGGUUACGUUUGGCAUGAAGGUGCCCUCUGGUCUAUUUAUUCCCAGCAUGGCAGUGGGUGCAAUAGCAGGCAGGCUGCUGGGCAUCGGCAUGGAGCAGCUGGCAUUCUACCACCACGACUGGUCUAUUUUCAGUAGCUGUACAUCCAGCACCAAAUGCAUCACCCCAGGCCUCUACGCCAUGCUCGGAGCCGCAGCGUGUCUGGGUGGUGCAACUCGGAUGACGGUGUCUCUGGUGGUCAUUAUGUUUGAGCUGACUGGAGGACUGGAGUACAUCGUGCCCCUCAUGGCAGCCACUAUGACCAGUAAGUGGGUGGCAGAUGCGCUGGGCAGAGAGGGCAUCUACGAGGCUCACAUCCGCCUGAACGGUUACCCUUUCCUCGAGCCCAAGGAGGAGUUUGAGCACAAGACCCUGGCCAUGGAUGUGAUGCGGCCACGGCGCUCUGAUCCUCCACUUUCUGUCGUCACGCAGAGCGGCAUGACUGUCGAUCAGGUGGAGGCCCUGAUUGCCGAUACGUCAUACAGCGGUUUCCCUGUAGUCGUCUCGCAAGAGACUCCGAGGCUGGUGGGCUUUGUGCUGCGCAGAGACCUGGUUAUUUCAAUAGAAAAUGCACGACGCUGCCAGGAGGGUAUUGUGGGGGCAUCGCAGGUCUUCUUCACGGAACACCCUCCAUCUCAGGAUCAUGGUGGCCCUCCUCCAGUUAGUCUGCGCAGUAUUAUGGACCUCAGUCCGCUAGCCAUCACCGACCACACACCCAUGGAUAUCACUGUGGACAUCUUCCGCAAGCUCGGCCUACGCCAGUGCCUCGUCACGCAGAACGGGCGUUUGUUGGGGAUUGUCACUAAGAAGGACAUUUUGAAGCACAUGGCCCAGAUGACAAACAGAGACCCUGAGUCCAUCUUGUUCAACUGACAACGCUGUCCAGACCACUCAGCAGAAGAGACAUUCAAUCGCAUUCCAUCACAUGGACACACUGGAGAAAUCUUAGUUAUCUGGUGAAAAGUAUGUGUGUGUAUGCAUGAGUGUGUGUGUGUGAGUGAGAGAGAGAGAGAGAGAGAGAGAGAGAGCAAGGGGUUUUUGUGUGAACGCCUGAGGCUUUUGGCAUAAUCGGAGAAGCGGAGUUGGACAACAUGCCUGGACAGAAAGUCCUGUCUCCUAGAGGAUCUGACUCUACAGCUUACCCUGAAGCUGUCACACACCUCACUGCUGACUACCGUGUGUCCGCAUGCACACGCACCACUGAUCCACAUCUUCUUCACAAGACUGUCACAAAAACACUCCUGUGAACACGGAGUUAGAACUUUUUCUUAGUCCUGCGUAUGUCAUUCCUGGAUUCUUUUAGAGGGAAGCCUUGGCAGGUGAAGGGCAGUUUUGGAAUGUCAUGCAUUUGAUUACUCUUCUCUCUCUCUCUCUCUCUCUCUCUCUCUCUCUCACUCUCUCUAUUACAUGCCUGAACUUGCCCAGGUCAGACAAUCGCUGUGGGAAGUGGAUGAGAAAAGAGACAAGGGUGUAUCAGGUUAAAAAGUCACACACUCUGUCUUCCUCACACUCCGCCACCCUGUCAGAUAAAAGCAGAAGACAGUGUUUAAUUGUUAGCACUCGGAGUGUUAAUUCAAAACGUCGCCAGUGUCUGAAUGACUUGAAAGCGAGCGGACCUCGCUGGCAUGAAUCUGGACAGGAAUUCUUUAAGCCACUGUCGUCAACUUAUUUACUAUGUUUACAAGAUUUCUUGAUGAGAUUCUGUAGGUCUUCUUGGAAUCCAUUGGGGAUUUUCUGGAAUUUAGCUCAGAUUCUUUUGGUCAGCUUAUCUAAAUUGUAAGCAGAAGCACACUCUAUGAAGAAUUCUACCAUUUUGCAAUUCUACCAGUAUGCUGAAGAACAUAUGAGCAGCCUCAAAAUACCCAUAAUGCAUUUGCCACGUCGUAUGGACACCAAUUUAGACAUGGGGUUCACCCGUCUUCCCAACUUUGUCCUUCCCUGCCCAGGCCAGUAGAGGUCACUAUGUCUCUCACAAUCUGGCACAGCUGCCCUGAUCCGUUCUGGCCAGCUCCCCUUCUCUUCUCAUGACUUGCCCUUGCAUUAGGGAGUUAAGGUCACCGUCUCAUUCGAGAGAGCUGAAGUUGAAGGGAGUUGAAGCUCGUCCCUUGUGCGUCGUGUUCGCUUCCCCUUUGCGUGAUUGUCUCAGCUUGGGUGUAUCCAGAUCCAUCGACUGUUAAUCUUGCUUGCAUUUGUUACGACCCUGAACCACCUCGCUCGAGCAUUAUGUCUUUCCGUUCCCUCAUGUUUUUUUAGCAGUUUUGACAAUCCAAUCAUGACAUGAGAAGAGGCUCCUCCUAAGGGAAGCGCAGGCGGAGUGCAGGAGAGCUCCCUGACAUUUAUUUACUCUACUCCCCAUCCUCGGCACGCUUGCUCCAUUUCCAUUGUACUCGUGUGUUUAUCCGCCUUUACACAAUGUUAAAAGCAUGUUAGUUCUUUCAAAGCCGCUUCUACUCACUCUCGCUCUCUUUCUCUCUCUCCCUCGCACUCCCUUUCUUUUCCCUAAUAUUCCCGCGAGCUGGAGCGAGGGCGCGGAGGUCGGAGGAGCCAUUGUUCCUGCUCAUGCUAGUCUGGGCUAGUGGUCGCCAGGAUGUUCCCCGACUGCGUUUCCCUGCCGCCCGGCCCUCUUCCACUCUUAGAGAGCUAAUUUCCGUACAACAACAGCCAAUUCGGCAUCAUUGUAAUAUAAUAGAGGCGAGGGCCGAAAUGAUCUCUGCCUCCGCUGAUUGAAAGUAAACGUCCGUGUGUGCGCGCAUGCAAGGUGUUCAGGAACGAGGGAAUCAUUCCUUUUCUUUCCUGACUCCAUGAGAAAACAAGGCAAGUGCUGCUGGGAGAGGCUGGAGAGGAGGUUAAUUAAACAGUGCGGCUGGGUCACUUUCACAAAGGUCCCUUUUUUGUGGCAUCAGGGUUAUGAGAAAAGGAGGAUGGAAAAAGAGAGAGAGAGAGAUUUGGCUGGAGGGAGGCUUGCUCAGUGCUGCUGGGUUACCGAGUGUCCCAGCUCUCUCUCUCUCUCUCUCUCUCUCUCUCUCUCUCUCUCUCUCUCAUGUAAUCCAACCCUUGAUUGGCUGUAAGGGCUCAGCUCAGGGCUGAAUGAAAUGUCAUCUGGAGCAGGACAUGCCACAACCCUGGCCCCCCAAACACCCCCCCCACCACCACCAUUCCCCUUUCCCUCCUUUUCCCUCCCUCACCGCUUUCCUUAUCGACGGAAAGCCGCACACCACCCAGUGGAAGAAUGUUCGAAUGUUAGUGCUUUAUACAGCUAUGGUUAUUAACCACCUUACAAAAAAGAGGGUUUUGUAUAACAAAUGUGCCAUUCACAUCCAGGAAGACAAACAUGUAAGAAAAACAAAUAAAAAAAAAGCACAGAGGCGAAUGUUGUUCAGAAAGCCGCCUGUAUUUGGUCUGAGAGCAGCAGUGACAGGUGGGGGCAUAUUUAAAGAAUUGUUGUAGCAAGCACAAAACUCAAUUAUGAUGUGUUGCAUCCAAGACGCAGACGAUGCAGAGCCUGGAGCCUUGAGCGAGCGGCCUGACUCCACCCCGCAGAUGGAUACACCUCUCAGAGUAACUGGACCAUCAGUAGUUUUGUUUAAACAGAGCCUGCUUCCCAUUUGAACACUACUACUGUUUCAGUUGCAAGGAGAGUGAGAACAUCGAGACCUCGUUACGAUCACGGUAGCACUGUUCUGGGAAAUCGGACCAAAAAGAGGUCAACGAAGUGCAUUGUUUAGGAUCAAGUGGAUUAGUAACCUUAUUUAUUUUGUAAAAUGCCGACUCUGUACUGUGGUAUUUGUAAUCAAAAGUGUACUUUGUACUCUGCAGAAAUUAUUUUGAAUAAAUGGGAAGCAUUUCGA